Messenger RNA from Mercurialis annua (annual mercury), 1395 nucleotides. Its product is annotated as transcription initiation factor TFIID subunit 15. Gene Ontology annotation, molecular function: RNA binding; transcription coregulator activity. Gene Ontology annotation, biological process: regulation of DNA-templated transcription. Bases 89 to 1198 code for a protein of 369 amino acids. Gene Ontology annotation, cellular component: nucleus. Lineage: Eukaryota; Viridiplantae; Streptophyta; Magnoliopsida; Malpighiales; Euphorbiaceae. The transcript is spliced from 3 exons. The record is from RefSeq and is a predicted model, not a curated record.
CUAAUGAAAUUUAACGGCCUUAAUUAUUUUCCGAAAAUCUUUAGGGUUAAUACUUUCCUUCGACACAGAAAAAAAUCGACAAAAGAAGAUGGGGUCGAGAGACAAGGACCAGACGACGUCGCAUCACCAACCUUUACUAAGCAGUCUCGUCGUACGUCCUUCCGUCAGCGACGGUCCUGACGGUGUCCGCGGUGGUGGUGGAGCCGGAAGCGACUACGAGCCUGGAGAGGUCCGCCGUGAGCCUCCCCCUUAUUCUCGCUCCGAUCGCUAUUCCGACGAUCCAGGAUAUAGAAUUCAUGCAGGUUCUGCCUCUCCUCCACGUCGUAGGGACACUGAUCACCGUUACCAUUCUGAUUUUGAUCAUUCUGGGGGUCCACCUCGAGGCCGUGAAUUUGGUAGCUGGAGGGAUCCUGGUAGAUUUCGGGACUCUUCACCCCCUUAUGCUCGAGGAAGGAUUGGUGGCAGACCACCAGGUAGAGGUUUUGAUGGUCCUGGAUUUGGUCCUGGGACUUUAAGAGGGGAGGGCAUGAGUAGAAAUAAUCCCAAUGUACGCCCAAGGGAAGGAGAUUGGAUUUGCUCUGAUAUCGUAUGUAACAACCUAAAUUUUGCAAGGAGAGAGUUCUGUAACAACUGUAAGAAGCCUCGCUAUGGACCUGGUGGAAGUCCACGAAGGGGUCAUCCGGCUCCUACACCUCUGCAUGCUUCUAGACGCUUCCCUGGUCCUCCAUUGGAUCUUUCCCCUGGCAGGAGCAUGAAUGGUUAUAGGUCUCCUCCUCGUGGUUGGGCGAGGGAUGGCCCCAGGGAUUUUGGGCCUGGUGGUCCUCCACCCCCAAGGCAUGGAGGCAGAUUUUCUGAUAAUGACAUGAGGAGAGGUCGGGCUGAUUUUCCAGACGAUGAGUACAGGGGGAGGAACAAAUUUGACAGGCCUAUGCCGAUGGAUUGGGGUCAUAGAGACCGUGCCAGAGAUGCAUUUAAUGAUAGAAAAGGGUUUGAGAGGCGGUUACCCUCUCCACCUGGACCACAACCGCUAACAGUUGCUCCUCAACGGGGACGAUGGGUCCGUGAUGCUAGAGAGAGGAGUAGAUCUCCUAUAAGGGGUGCCCCACCACCUAAAGAAUAUCGUCGGGACAUGUACAUGGAACGAGGGCGAGAUGAUCGGCGUGGUAUGGGACGAGACAGAAUGGGAGAUGUGUAUUAAAUGCUUAGUGUUGGACUUCGGAUGUCCGGACUCCCCAAUACAGUGUGUGUUGUGUAUGUUGAGAAAGGAUAGUUCGGCAUAGCUUUUAUGUACUGUUUCCUGUACUUAUUUAGGACGGAAUUUUUAUUAAUUUGGUUUUUCGUUCCUUUUCGUGAUGUACGAGUAAUGUUAGAUUUAGAAGAGUAAAAGAUUUUUUA